Messenger RNA from Pan troglodytes (chimpanzee), 2861 nucleotides. RefSeq names its product potassium inwardly rectifying channel subfamily J member 11 (gene KCNJ11). The transcript has a single exon. Gene Ontology annotation, cellular component: plasma membrane. Lineage: Eukaryota; Metazoa; Chordata; Mammalia; Primates; Hominidae. Gene Ontology annotation, biological process: potassium ion import across plasma membrane; regulation of monoatomic ion transmembrane transport. The record is from RefSeq and is a predicted model, not a curated record. Gene Ontology annotation, molecular function: ATP-activated inward rectifier potassium channel activity. Bases 88 to 1260 code for a protein of 390 amino acids.
ACCAAGAGGACGCUGCAGUGAGGCCCUAGGCCACGUCCGAGGGGUGCCUCCGAUGGGGGAAGCCCCUCCCUCGGGGUCACCGGAGCCAUGCUGUCCCGCAAGGGCAUCAUCCCCGAGGAGUACGUGCUGACACGCCUGGCAGAGGACCCUGCCGAGCCCAGGUACCGUGCCCGCCAGCGGAGGGCCCGCUUUGUGUCCAAGAAAGGCAACUGCAACGUGGCCCACAAGAAUAUCCGGGAGCAGGGCCGCUUCCUGCAGGACGUGUUCACCACGCUGGUGGACCUCAAGUGGCCACACACAUUGCUCAUCUUCACCAUGUCCUUCCUGUGCAGCUGGCUGCUCUUCGCCAUGGCCUGGUGGCUCAUCGCCUUCGCCCACGGUGACCUGGCCCCCAGCAAGGGCACUGCUGAGCCCUGUGUCACCAGCAUCCACUCCUUUUCGUCUGCCUUCCUUUUCUCCAUUGAGGUCCAAGUGACUAUUGGCUUUGGGGGGCGCAUGGUGACUGAGGAGUGCCCGCUGGCCAUCCUGAUCCUCAUCGUGCAGAACAUCGUGGGGCUCAUGAUCAACGCCAUCAUGCUUGGCUGCAUCUUCAUGAAGACUGCCCAAGCCCACCGCAGGGCUGAGACCCUCAUCUUCAGCAAGCAUGCGGUGAUCGCCCUGCGCCACGGCCGCCUCUGCUUCAUGCUGCGUGUGGGUGACCUCCGCAAGAGCAUGAUCAUCAGCGCCACCAUCCACAUGCAGGUGGUACGCAAGACCACCAGCCCCGAGGGCGAGGUGGUGCCCCUCCACCAGGUGGACAUCCCCAUGGAGAACGGCGUGGGUGGCAACAGCAUCUUCCUGGUGGCCCCGCUGAUCAUCUACCAUGUCAUCGAUGCCAACAGCCCACUCUACGACCUGGCACCCAGUGACCUGCACCACCACCAGGACCUCGAGAUCAUCGUCAUCCUGGAAGGCGUGGUGGAAACCACGGGCAUCACCACCCAGGCCCGCACCUCCUACCUGGCCGAUGAGAUCCUGUGGGGCCAGCGCUUUGUGCCCAUUGUAGCUGAGGAGGACGGACGCUACUCUGUGGACUACUCCAAGUUUGGCAACACCAUCAAAGUGCCCACACCACUCUGCACGGCCCGCCAGCUUGAUGAGGACCGCAGCCUACUGGAAGCUCUGACCCUCGCCUCAGCCCGCGGGCCCCUGCGCAAGCGCAGCGUGCCCAUGGCCAAGGCCAAGCCCAAGUUCAGCAUCUCUCCAGAUUCCCUGUCCUGAGCCAUGGUCUCUCGGGCCCCCCACACGCGUGUGUACACACGGACCGUGUGGUAUGGUAUGUAGCCCAGCCAGGGCCUGGUGUGAGGCUGGGCCAGCCUCAGCUCAGCCUCCCCCUGCUGCUCAUCCAGGGUGUUACAAGGCACUUGUCACUAUGCUAUUUCUGGCCUCAGCAGGAACCUGUACUGGGUUAUUUUUGUCCCUGCUCCUCCCACCCCAAUUCAGGACUGGCUCACCCCUCUCCCCCGCCCAAGGCUGCAGAGGCUGUGGGAGGUACUGGGCCCUAGAGCUGUGUGUCCAGCCAGUCCUGGGUCCCCACGAUUGACCAGCCACACUCUGGGCCGGUGGCUGGGGAAGAACAAUCCCCUGAGGGCUGCUGCUUUGCGUCUGUGGCUCCAAGAAGUGCCUGUGGUCAGGCCCCAGCUCUCCUUGGUCCCUGAAAAAGGACCCGGCUAAGGGCUGGGCCUGGCCAGCAGGGAGGGCAGUUGAUGAGAGAGCGUGUUCCCGCUGGAGGGUUGGUGCUGUGGAGCCUACACCGGCAGCGACAGCCUGGGGCUGACAGGGCUCCCCUCCGAGGGCCAGUUUCAGGUCUGGAAGGGGAGGAAGCAGGGGAAGGUGACCUGAGGAGGCUCGGCUUUGUAGAGCCCCGCUCAGGCACAGGGAGGAGGAGAUGCCAGGGCUCCUGCCUUUUGCCACAUCGGCCUCCUGCAGUGAGGGCUCUGUGGGCUGGGGCUGCUGCCCCUGCCUACCUCCUGCCUGUCCCCAGAGGCUGAGGAGAGGGGGUACUGUGCCCACCACACAUGAUUAGGCCUCAGACCCAGCUCUGGUCCUGGCUCCGUGACAGUGGCUGCCAUUCACUUUGUCCAGAAGGUGGCUUGGGGGUGGGUGUCUUUGGGUUGCUGGAAAAGGUGUGGGAAGGUUCAGGAUGGUGGGAGGGAGUGAGGUCCCUGAGGUGAAGAGGCCCUUGGUCCUGACGGGUUUGACCCGUGCCUGGACCCUAGAACUCAGCCUUCUCCGUUGUCAAUAAAGCCUCCCCCUCAUGACCUAAACUCUGGGCUUUUCUUGCUGGGGAGGCAGCAAGCAUGCUGGUGGGAAGGGAGGCAGGGACUGGCAGCUGCCACCCCCUUCAAGAGGCGCCAUAGACCCUAGCAGGGAGGGCAGGGGAGGGACGGAAGGCUGGCACCUCUUCCACCAGUUCAGGGGGACUUUCCCCUCUCCUGCCUCAGGUGGCCCAGCCCUGUCAGCCUGUCUGGCCAACUCAGCCUUUGGGCACUCACCAGGCUUUGCAGCCCUGGGCUCUGUCUCUACUCCCAGGGACCUGCUGGAAGGCUGGAGUGCCCAGGGAGAGGUGUAGAGGUGUCAUAGGCAUUAGUGUAGUAAUUGGAGCACUAACUCUCAAGCCAACUGCCUGGGUUCGAAUCCUGGCUCUAGCUGUAUGACUUUUGUCAAGUAACUUAGCCUCUCUGUGUCUCAGUUGCCUCUUCUAUAACAUGGAUGCUAAUAGUACCUACCUCAUAGAAUUGUUUUGGAAGUAAAUGAAAAAUAUGUAAAAUGCUGAAGUGCCUGGUCUACAGUAAGUGCUCAAUAAAUGUUAACUAUUGUGA